CUCUGAUCACGUGCACUCCCUCUACACGGGCCACUUGCGCGCGCCUGCCUCCUCGUACAGCUUCAAGUUGUACUCAGGUUGUUCACAGCCGCUUCAAACCCUAUCCUCCUACAUACGGAGUGCCAUACACUGCAUACAACCCAUCCUCACCAAUGCGCGACGACAUGAUGGACCCAGGGUCCUCUUCGGAGUCGGAGGGCUCGCCUCCCCCCGCCGACCGUAUCAGCACUAUGGAACGCACAAUCUCCGCAGCAAGCUCGUCGAAGAGUUUCCUCUCUCAGCUCGGCGGCGAGACCUGGGGAGGACACUUCGGCGAAAGGUCCUCGAAACGUCGUGGCGGACUGGGAUUUGGGGGCGGCUCGCGCGACACGAAGAGCAGGAGGCGUGAGGACUCCUUCGGCAGCAUGGGGCUUGGUAGGCGAACUGGGCCCUCACUUGCAUGGGAUCAAAGGGAGCAGGGCACGAUACCGAGGCAGAAGGACGAGCUUGUUGACACGACGCUGGUAGAUAACCUGCGAGCUCAAUUCGGCGAUCCUUUCGACGACAGGGACUUGCAAUCCUCCAAGUGAUCUUUCAGGUGCAGUUCGGUCUUCACUUCUGCCUUGAUUGCGUCUCUCAUUUACUGU
Messenger RNA from Rhodofomes roseus, 626 nucleotides. RefSeq lists its product as uncharacterized. Lineage: Eukaryota; Fungi; Basidiomycota; Agaricomycetes; Polyporales; Fomitopsidaceae. Bases 153 to 569 code for a protein of 138 amino acids. The transcript is spliced from 2 exons. The record is from RefSeq and is a predicted model, not a curated record.